This is a messenger RNA of Dermatophagoides pteronyssinus (European house dust mite), 1131 nucleotides long. RefSeq names its product replication factor C subunit RfC4 (gene RfC4). The record is from RefSeq and is a predicted model, not a curated record. Lineage: Eukaryota; Metazoa; Arthropoda; Arachnida; Sarcoptiformes; Pyroglyphidae. Gene Ontology annotation, cellular component: nucleus; DNA replication factor C complex. Gene Ontology annotation, molecular function: ATP binding; DNA clamp loader activity; ATP hydrolysis activity. Gene Ontology annotation, biological process: DNA repair; DNA-templated DNA replication.
AGUUUUUUUUAUUAAAAAAAAAGAAAAAAAUGAAUCAAAAACGUGUACCAUGGUUAGAAAAAUAUCGACCAAAUCAAUUGGAUGAUAUUGUUGGUAAUGAUGGUGUGAUUGAAAAAUUCAAAAUAUUUAGCCGUACUGGUAAUAUACCGAAUUUUAUUCUAAGUGGUCCACCUGGUAUUGGUAAAACAACAACCAUUCUAUGUUUGGCACAUCAAUUAUUGGGCGAUCAUUUUAAAGAUGCUGUACUUGAAUUGAAUGCAUCGAAUGAACGUGGUAUUGAUGUUGUUCGUAAUAAGAUAAAAAUGUUUGCUCAAAGUCGUAUGACAUUGGAACCACAUCAACAUAAAAUUGUUAUUCUUGAUGAAGCCGAUAGUAUGACUGAUGGUGCCCAACAAGCAUUAAGACGUACGAUGGAAAUUUUUUCUACAACAACACGAUUUGCAUUAGCUUGUAAUACAUCCGAAAAGAUAAUCGAACCGAUACAAUCAAGAUGUGCGGUUAUUCGUUUUGGAAAAUUACCGGAUGAAAAAAUUGCCCAAAAAUUGAUUGAAAUCUGUAAAAAAGAACAACUUGAUUAUGAUGAGGAAGGUAUCGAAGCAAUUGUAUUCACUGCUCAAGGUGAUCUUCGUCAGGCUAUUAAUAAUCUACAAUCAGUUGCUGAUGGUUAUGAUGGAAAAAUUACUAGCGUAAACGUUUUUAAAAUAUGUGAUGAACCACAUCCAUUGUAUAUAAAAGAAAUGUUUAAAUUAUGUUUGGAAGAAAAAUUCGAUUCAGCAUAUGCUAUUGUUGCAAAUCUUUGCAAUCUUGGCUAUUCAGCCGAUGAUAUUAUUGCCAAUAUUUUACGUGUUUGUAAACGAUAUCCUAUGCCUGAAUAUUUAAAAUUGGAAUUUAUUCGUGAAAUCGGUUUUACACAGCUACGUAUUCAUCAAGGUAUUCAUUCGCCGAUACAAUUUGCCGGAUUAAUUGCUCGUCUUGUUAAAAAACAAAAAAUUAUGGCCAAUCAUUGAAUGCAACAAAAAAAAAAUUAUAAUUUUGAAAAUUUUUUAUCACUUCUAACUAUUUUUACAUUCACAUUAUGGAUAGAUUGAAAUAGGAAAUAUUUGUUUCCAUUUUUUUUUCAAUAUUUAUUUU